UGGUCCGCCACUACCUACCGUCUGCAGAAAGAGGUCGGUGCAUGUGUGGAAGAAAAUGGCGCACAAAGGUCUCUUCGGACGGGCUUUAGAAGACACGUUCAAAGUCACGACAUCGAGAGACGGAAGCAGAAGCUUUUUUGGUCACGACGACAGAACGUCCUCCGGAUCCAGAGACAGAAGCGGUGGGUUCGGGUUUAACCGAGAUCGAGGCGGCGGUGGCGGUGGAUCUUGGCGCGGCGGCUACGAUCAAAACCGUGACGGGGGAUACAGGUCACGAGGCCGCGGUGGACAGUCCAGAGGUUCCAGUCGUAACAGAUACCGAGGAAACCGCCGGGGAGGAUGGAAGAGGGGAGGACGGGGAGGAGAAGGGGGAGGGCCGACGCCCAGGUCCAGAUUUGAAGAUGACGAGGGAGAUAUUCAGAUGUCUGAUGACGGCUCCGAAUCUCAACAGAGUCAGAGAUAUAAUCCAUAUGGGCGUCCUGAGUCGAGACGCUCCAACCGCCCUAAUCAUUCCGGUCGAGGCCGUCGCGGGGGUGGGGGAAGAGGGGGGUACAGAGACCUGGACGCACCCAGCACCAGCCAUUCCAACAGAGCAGAGGGAGGGGAUGAGGAUGGCUGGCACAAAAUCACUGUCCUUCAAGGCAAGAGAAAUGACAAAAAUUGGUUGCUGAAUACGCUGCAAAAAAUGUGCCCAGUACCAUUCCAGCCUACAGAGUAUCGUUUCGACAAGAACAACGUAGUUUUCUAUGUUCCUGACAAGGCUACGGCCGACGGUCUAACUGGUAUCAGCAGGAAGAUCAAGACUCGAGAGGGCAUUAAGUUGGUCGUCUUAUCCAGACCCGAAACACCCGAAAGUAUCCGACUGGUGAACAAGACCACAAUGGAAGCAAUAAAACUGUGCAUGGCAAAGAGGUUUGAUGCGACCACGUCUGCGCUCAAUCUGAGUAACCUGUUCGGAGACAUUGAACUACAAGCACAAGACAUCCGUGUGGCCCUGAGCAGAAAAAUGUACAUGAACUCAGUGAUAGCAAUCAUCAAGGAAAAUGUGCCAGUGAUUGAACAUCUUGAUAUGAGCAACAACAGAUUGUUCCACUUGGGGGACUUGGCUGACCUGGUGUCUGUCAGGAAGGGUGUAAAGUACCUGAACCUCUCACAUAACGAGUUGAAGAGUGAGUUUGAGCUGGACAAAAUCAAGGACUGGAAGCUGGAUGAACUCUGGUUGGAUGGGAAUCCCGUCUGUAACCACUUCAAAGAGCAGUCAGCAUACAUCAGCGCUGUGAGGAAGAGGUUCCCCAAGGUAGCCAGACUGGAUGGUCACGAGCUCCCUCCACCCAUCGCAUUCGACUUGGAGUCAAACACAGCACUGCCUGAGACCAAGGGGAGCAACUUUGACAACAAUGACAUGUGCAGGAAGAUCAUCAUGGAUUUUCUGGAAAAGUACUUUAUAGUGUAUGACUCUGAGGACAGACAAGGUCUACUGGAGGCCUACCAUGACCAAGCAUAUUUCUCUCUGUGUGUGUUUUCACCCCUGAAUGCUCCACACUACCAGAGGAAAUCACUACAGGAUUUCUCUCGAGAUUCCCGAAAUCUCCUGUUUGUGAGAGACCUUUCCCAACGAGUGAAAUACCUGAAGCACUCUCGUCUGAACGUGGUGGCUUUCCUGAACGAGCUCCCGCACACGCAGCACGACCCUAACUCAUUUGUCAUAGAUGUGGGCGUGGCUAUGAACUCACUUAUGUGCUUCACUGUGUCUGGAUUAUUCAGAGAAGUGGUGAGCAAGUCAGGUGGCAACCCUCCCAUCCGGUCCUUCUCUCGAGUCUUCACAGCUGUACCAGCUGCACAGGGGUUGUGCAUUGUGAAUGACAUGAUGACCAUUUCUGCUGCCAGCCCGACACAAGAGAAGGCGGCGUUUGCCUCCCCAGCCCCCACCCCGUCCCCCAGUCCAGUCCCCGGGCCAUCGGGACUGUCCGAACCCCAGCAGCAGAUGGUCAAGAUGUUUGCUGAACAGUCCGGCAUGAACGAGGAGUGGUCACAAAGCUGCCUGGAGCAGAAUGGUUGGGAGUACAACAAAUCUGCUCAAGUCUUCACAGAGCUGAAGGGACAGAACAAGAUUCCACCCGAGGCAUUCCUGAAGUAAAAAUCAGCCUCUAAGGCUACAGUAUGUUACACCUACACCUAGAUGUAAGGCAAGAUUAUCAAUAGUGGGGAUUGAAAAUGGCACAAAAUGACAAUACAUGUAGACCUUUGUGCCAUUUGAAGUGAAUUACUUUAGCUUUGUGUAGUUCUGAAGGAAAGUAGGAACUGAUAUUGUUGUAAAUUGUUAAUGUUCUAUGUUUCUAUGUAUCAAAGACUUCAGUACCAUACAUUUUGAAGCUAAUCAAUAUAUAGCUAUUCAGAGAGUCUGUACAUUAGUUUUCUUUAGUUUGCCGUGACUUUUUAUGCACUUGUACAGUUUUGAAACAAAAUCAUCCAAGCCUCGCAAACAUUUUAAUGACCAGUGUGACUUUUUUUAUUGUUGUAGGAAAACCCCAGAUGUAUGUGUGUGAUGAGUUUUGAGACACAAAUUAAAAAUGUGCUUAUUUCCUGUUCAAAUUUGUACCUCAAGAAGAUAGUAUACAUAAGAAAGAUGUUUCAUAUUCUGCAAUACCUUCUUGUACAUGUAUUCCUACCAAAUUAAGGACAAAAGUUCCAUGUAAUCUCAGGUAUAAUCAAAGUAUGUACUACACAAAAGAUUAAAACAUAGAGAGCGCUUGACUUAACUUUGAUGUAAAGAUGUCAUCUAAAUUCUAAUGGAAACCAAAUAAGCAUAACUUAAUUGAACUUUCAAUUUGCUUUGGUCGGCAUAUAUCAAUUUAAUGGAUUUAUCCCACAUAUCAUAUACAUUUGUACAUGUAAACAUUCGCUGUUUUAUAACCGAAACCUCAGUAUUGUAUGUAAAUGUUUAAAAGCGGGUUGACAUUCUUUUGUAGUACACUUGUAUUAAUGUUGUUGUAAUUAAAUUUUACUGGUAUUUUUCUUGAAUGGGAAGAUUGGAGUAGCUCUUUCAUUUGAAUGGCAAUGCUCAUUGUUUUUUGUAUCUGAAGUUGGUGCUGUAGUUCAAGAGUUCUAUCUUGAGACAUACAUGUAUGGAUGAAAAGUCCCAAAAUCGUACUGUUGUGGUGUAGUAUAUCAGCCACAAAAGUAUUUUCAAUCUUGUACUUGCCGUUUGCUGGUGGUCUGUUUUUUAAUGAAGAAUUUUGUUUUACAAAAAAGAGUAGCAAGAAAAGGGAGAUGUAUGUGGGAUUCUGGUUUAAAGUGUAUUUUCUACUCCCUCCCAGAGAUAUAUGUGCCUUGUCGUUGGUACCCUGGUAAAUUUAUGUGCCAAAUGUUACAAAACCAUGUCUAUAUGUGCAUUAAGUUACUGUAGUCAUGAGUAUAAUCUCCAAGCAGAUCUUUUGGUGGCUACAAGACAGUAUCAAAUUGACAGAGCAGUAUCUGAUAUGCCACCGUAGUUUGGCAAAAAAGGUACUAGUACAAAAAAGAAACCCAAUUAAAACAGUAAAAAAUAAGCCAAAACCUCUGCUUGGAGAGUAAGCCAUAAGGGAGUAUGACGUAAAAUUGCAAGAACAGAAAUUGUCAAGACCUAUUGAAUAUUGUCUAAUAACAACCAUGUAUGUUUGUGUAAAACAAAGAUAACAUUCAACUUCUAAAUAGAUACAAUAUAAUAGGAGGAAAACCUACAUUCACUUCUACCUGAUUUCCAAAGAUAACUGUUAACUUUGUAAAUGAUAAUCCCAUGAAGACGGCAAAUGUAAGACCUUACUUCAGACCUCGCAAUAGUACUUUAUGUACUGCAAGAGUGUGAAGAAAAGAUAGACACUAAAAGAAACUGGCUUGAGUUUGAAAAACUAAGAGGUCACAGAAAUGAAUGUACGAAGAAUCAAACUGAUAGAACAUUGUGUAACAACCAAUAAAUCUUUUAUUCUGGAGCGAAUAAAAAGAGUGAGAACAAACUGUUACUUAAUUUUUUUAAACAUUUCUCACGUUCAUUUACCUAGGCACCCAGUGAUUUCAGGGCUGUAAAACUCGAUUUUCAGUCAAUUUUCUGGUAAUUUUUUUGAUAUAGCAAGUUGAAUCAAUCCUACCCCAUAGCAUACAGAUAUAUGUAUGUGGCAAAAAAGCGAUGUCACUGAUGGAAAAUGGUUCCUUGUUUGUGUCAUUGCUGGUUCUACCAAUUUAUUGGUGUCAGAAAAAAAAAGAUGCCACUUGUAGCUUGUUUUUGGGCUACAAUGUAUUUGAAAUGCUUCAAGUGUAAAAUGAUGACGAAAAUAUACAAAGCGAUAGCAGAAAAUGUCAAUAUCAGAUUUCCUCAUCCGGCAUAUUUUGUAUUGUCACCCUGAAAUUGCAUUGGAUGCCUUAAAUGGUUUAGUUCUGUCCUUACCAGUUGAGCAAUUCUGUGUGCUUCCCUCUAUGAUUUAAGUUUCUACUCUGCUUAAUGCAAAGCCAUGUUACUAAAUGUUUGUCUUAUGAGUUGCUGGUACAGGGUAUGUAAAGAGGUGUAGUACACUUGGUCAUUCUUUUAUGAAAGAAGAAUAAAAGUCAAAACUAAGUCAAGAAAGUAUCCGAACACUCAGCAGUCAUUCUUCCAACCUUUCGUAGAUCAUGUUGGCCUACGUUUCACUGUUCGUCACGAAAUACAAACCUUCGAGGAAGUUCACAGCCUUUAUUUUAACAACAAAAUCGGCAAAUAACCUCAAUCAAGGUUACACCAACUGUUCAAGAAUGUAGGUACAUGAAAUGCUCUUUCAUGAAAUUUUCUCAGAAUGAUCAUUUUGAUCAUUUCUACUGCAAAGGCUGGUUUAUAAAGCUGAAAUGAUUUGACAAGAAGUGGACUUAAUAUGAAUAUCUGACUUCAACUGAGAGUCCUACAUUGAUCUGUACAUUCAGUAAAUGAUCACAGAAAAUAUUAUGAGAGCUUUUAUACAGUAGUGCAUUUAAACCACACAAAUCAUACUAUAUGGCACAUAUUUGUGGGCAUGUCAGGCAAAUACAUUGAGAUUUUACAAGUAUAAAUUAUGAACCUUAUUGUACUACAUAUAUAAUAUCUAGAUCUGUGAAGAAAACAUGACUUAGACUUCUGUGUUCCAAAAUUCCUUCUUGAGUAGAAAAAGCCUUUGUAAACUGGUCAUACAUGUAUAUCACAUAAGCACAGUGGAGGCCAUACAGAACAUUGCACGUUGAUCUGUAGUCAUGAUGAAACAGCCAAACAGAGAAAUAAUGUCCAAGAUAAGCAUUAUAGAAGCUUCAAGAGCCUAUACAAUCAUAUGUCCAACCAUAAUUAUUGUAUACAAGUAUGGUAUGACUUUGACCACAUACAUUGCUAUCUACCAUCCUAGAAAGACACUUCUCUCAGUGUUACAAAAUGUGCACAGAAUGCUUCAUUUUCCCAUAUAUAAACAGACUUUUUCUUUCUUGUGAUACCAAGUACACUCCUUUUUUCUUCCAGAUUGCUAGAGACAAACAAGAGUCUUUUACAAGUACAAAUUCGAUCUCUUACAAGUACUGCCCAUACCUAGGGUUGCUGACUCUGUAGUGUAGAAAAGCGUGCCAUCCCAAUAUUCCCAAACAGAUAUAUAUUUGCAUUGGUACUCUAUAUACACACCUCAGUAGGAAAGCACUUGUUUUGAAAGGUCAGUUUAGCAACAAGGAUGCUCAUGAUAAAGAUAAAUAAAUUCAUGACAAAAAGAAAGAUUCUCUUUAGUUGCACCAAGAUCUGGGUGUGACAUCCUUGAAACUUACAAAGCCAAACUUUAGGCUUAAAAUCUUACAUAACCAUACUUUUUGCUGCCAUAAUUCACA
Branchiostoma belcheri (Belcher's lancelet) is the source of this 5838-nucleotide messenger RNA. Its product is annotated as nuclear RNA export factor 1-like. The record is from RefSeq and is a predicted model, not a curated record. Gene Ontology annotation, molecular function: RNA binding; protein binding. The coding region runs from base 56 to 2137 and encodes 693 amino acids. Gene Ontology annotation, biological process: poly(A)+ mRNA export from nucleus. NCBI's taxonomy places the organism in Eukaryota, Metazoa, Chordata, Leptocardii, Amphioxiformes, Branchiostomatidae. The transcript has 22 exons. Gene Ontology annotation, cellular component: cytoplasm; nucleus.